AUGGAAAUUGAUACAGUUGGUGCUCCGGCUUAUCAAUUAGCCAUUGAUGUGAACGAAGUCGAUGGAGAGUGUAGGACUGCAAUGUAUCUUGCUGUGGCGGAAGGACAUUUGGAAGUAGUUCAAGCAAUGACUGAGUUCAAAUGCCUUUCAAUUGAUGGAAAGCAAAGAUGUCCAUUUCAACUCGAUGUCUACUGUACACGUGGAAGAACACCAUUCAUGUUGGCUGCUUUUAAUCAGAAUUUACCAUUAAUGAAUCUUCUGCUGGAUGCUGGUGCUGAUAUUAACCUCCCGUUAGCUGUUCUGGACACAGAAUAUAGUGUGGAAGAAGGUCGUUGCAUCGGAUCAGGAGCACUCGUUGAAGCCGUUCGUUCUGAUGGUUUACAUGUUGUGCAUUUUCUUCUGGAUCGUGGAGCUCUCGAUACUGAUAACAAAGCACUACGACUAGCAGCACAAGGAAAGAACGAGAAGCUUAUUCGAGUUUUCUUAGUCCGUUUAGUUUUUGCUGACCCCGAAUACAAAAUUAACAAGAAGAACAUCGAUGUCGGUCAAAUUCAAGUUGGUCAAAGUCUCCUACCUAGUAGUCUUUGUCCUUCAAAAGCUGCACAACUUAAUUGGAACUCUGCAAACCUGGAAAAUCUUCAGUCGGAUUGGUUUGUUGCUGCGGCAUUACAUGUGAAUCCUAGGCUUCGAACAACUCGGCUAUCAUUGGCAGCAAUCACACGAGUAGACUUAUCUGAUAAUCGUCUGACAACGUUUCCAAGUAUUCUUUUUCAAAUGCCAUCACUUCGAUCUCUGAAUAUAGCUGAUAACAGUAUCAGAACAAUAGAAAUUCCAACGUAUUAUAUCAGCUCAACGUCUCUAGAAAUUCUGAAUUUACGAAACAAUCAAUUGGAAUGUCUGACAAUUCAAUUCUUAUCGUCACUUCCACAGUUACAACAGCUGGAUGUAUCGAAAAAUGAGUUGAGCCAACUGCCAGAAUACAUUUGGUUGUGCCCUUCUUUAAAAGAACUGAAUGCGUCUCACAACAGAUUGAGUGCACUUCCAAUGGUUGCGAGAGCAUCAAGAGGGGAAAGGCCUCGUCUUCAAAGUUCAAAUAACAAUUCGAACACUCAAUCGCCAUCACACGAAACGAAUCCAAUCGUUGUCGACGAUCCACCGAAUGUCACCACAAAUCCACUACGUCGUCAAAAUGUUUGGCAAGCCAGCAUCAAUUUAUCGAAAGUAGAUGACGACUCAUUGUUUCCUGACUUUCCAGUAACGUCUAGUAACACUCUGACGACAAUCAACCUAUCAUUCAACAAGUUCCACACUUUUCCUUUCUGCCUAGCUUGUACUUGUCCACGGCUUUUGAUACUGAAUAUGUCAAAUAACUCCAUGACGUCACUCCCACCGAUGACAUGUGUGCCGGCUCAUUUGAGGACAUUGGACUUGUCGUAUAACAAAAUACAGGAAAGUUUUGUCGAAGCCACACCUUUACAUAUUGUCUGUCACGCAGUACCACCAACUACAGCCAAUGGCUCAAUGCUUCCAAAACGACGAAAUUCGCCAGCCCGCCAGCACAGAAGCCGUUCGAAAUCAGCAGUCCGAUCCCAACGAAGUCUCAGCGUUUCACGGCAUCAUACUGUGAUAGAUUCACAAAAGGAAGAAGAAUGUGUACAUAAACGGCACGACUCACUGGAAUGGUUGAAAACGUUGCAGCUAGCAGGAAAUCGACUUCGAACAAUUACGGUGUCAACUGCAGCAAAAGUGCUCCUCCCAGCACUGAAUGUACUGGAUUUAAGUGACAAUAAGUUGCUACAAGCUUCUCCAGAUAUCGCAAAACUUUCACUUCUAUCAAUGUUAAAUUUGUCUGGAAACACCGCUAUAAAAGAACUUCCUCCAGAUUACGGUAUGCUUUCAAGACUGUGGAGUUUAUCACUGAAAGGAUGCUCUUUGAAAGAGCCCUUGGAGUCGAUGGUAAAUGUGGAGAACUGUAAAACAGUUGAAAUAGUGGCAUAUCUGAAGACAAUUCUAGAAGAAUCGAAAACGUAUCAUCACUUGCGAGUUAUGAUUUUGGGCAGUGAUAAUGUUGGGAAAUCGACUAUUUGGGAGGCAUUGAGUAAGGAAGCAGUUCAAAAAAGACAACCAAUACAAUCAGAAACUGGAGUCAUACGUCAAGCGGAAUGGAAAUUUGAAGCAAAGCGAUCAAAGGGAGAUAAGAAUCUUGGGCCUGUUGGAUUUUCCGUGAUUGAUUUCGGCGGUCAGAGAGAAUACCAUUCUACUCAUCAAUACUUUCUUAGUAAGAGAUCUUUGAAUCUUGUACUCUGGAAAAUCACAGAUGGCGAUGAAGCAUUUGCUCAACUAGACACCUGGCUAAUCAAUAUUCAUGCAAGAGCACCUAACUCUACCGUAAUCUUAGUAGGAACAAACUUAGACCAAGUAGCAUCGAAUAGUUCUAAGUUUGGUCCAGGAUUCGUUGAUAUUAUGGAGCAAAAAGUCAGAAGUCGUUACAUGAUCGCUGAUGCAGAUAAAUCUGGCCUGCCACGCGUUGUCGAUGUAAUUCUCAUAACUUCGACGACGAGGAAUGAUGUUAAAGCAUUGUUGAACACAAUAUAUCGAACAGCUUGGGAAGUUCGAAUAGGGAAAGAACGAGCAAUGGAGCAACAAAUUCCAUAUUCAUAUGUAGCGUUAAUGAAAGUGACAAAAGAAAUAGCUGCUGAAUUUCGGAAAGAAGGUCAACCGGCAGUGAUGACAGUGGAAGCUUACAAAGAAAGAGUUAGGAAAAGAAUGAUGAGCAAAUACGGGAGACCAUUUAGAGAUGACAUAGAAUUCUACGGAGCAUGUACAUUUCUACACGACUGCGGGGAGCUCGUGAGAUUUGAAGAUGCGACACUGCGCGACUUGAUAUUCGUUGACCCUCUGUGGCUAGCGGAAUUUCUAACUUCUAUCGUCAUACUUCGAAGCCCCAAUCUUCCAGCUGGGCUUUUAUCAACAGAUGCCAUUAACCCACUGACUCGUUCUUUCAAGUCAGGAGCCUUAGCAAUGCUCAAAACCCAACUUUUGGAUCUUCUUCAUAAAUUCGAACUGGCGCUUGCUACUCAACCCCGUCAACUGUUGAUUCCUAGUCUCCUUCCAGACGAAUAUCGUCUCCGAGCAGAUUUCCUAACCUCUGCUGUGAAGAUUAGAAUGAAAAUGGCCCAAUGGAAUGUUAGAUGUCCAAGUCCUGCUGGUUCUCCAACAAAGUCACCACUACGUCGUACCUCUCCAACCGAUCUCUCUCUAGGGGAAUCAGAAGACAUAAUGCUUCAGUUCACAUAUGAUGACGAUCAACUAUUGAGACGAAUCUAUGCACUUGCUUAUAUUCCAUCUGGAUUCUGGAGUCGUUUAGUUACUCGGAUAAUGGGUGACAAGAAUGUGUGUGCGGCUAUUGAAAGUAUAUUCAUGACAACAAGUGCUGAUAGAUCAAAGAUAGCUGAUAUAGCGACAAAACAUGCAAAGGCGGAAUGGGUCGUAUGGCAGACAGGAAUAGAAUUACAUGUGAAGGGGCAUUCGUUGUUCACACUGAAACAGUUUUUGCCUUUAGCCGAAAUCCGCGACAUCGAUUACAGCAGCUUAGAUAUGCGUGCUAAAGAUGAGCAGAAGAGAUGGCGAACAUGGAAUAAACCUUCGCAUCGUCCAAUAGUCGAAAUGGUUGUAAACUCGCUGAGCAUUUCAACAGCAUCGCAACAUGGAAGAAAGUUAUCGAUGAAAACCGAUGUAGAGGGAAGAAGCCGUUUAUUGGCGUUGAUAUCAGAUUUAUUGGAUACGUUACUAGAAGACUGGUACCCAGCUUUGGGAACUCGAUUUGUUCACAGUUCGGAGGGAGAUCUGCUAGUUUCGAGAUAUGUUUUGUGUCCUCAUUGUAUUAAAGACGCAGAGAGAAGUGCUUCGAGAAACCACGUUGCUGUUUCACAUCGAAGGUCACAGGAUGAUGGGGAGAUACUGGUUAACAGUAAUUCUCACAUGAAAGGAUCGCGAACAACCGGUGACAUUUCGAAGAUUCAUGGUGGAGUUGUUCAUUGCUUUGUCAUCGAAGAAUGUAUGUUGGCUGGAAGAGAAUACAACUGGGUUGAGUGUCCAUCUCACGGAGGUCUUCAUAUGAGAGAACUUGCACCGGAUACUGUAUUCGCCGAUAUCGAGAAUGCAUUAACGAUUCAUGUGGAUCAGCUGAAGCGGAGUAGAAUGUUGGGAAGAGGAGCUUUUGGAUUCGUUUUCAGAGCUACAAUAAGACAGCCAAACGGUGAACUUUGCGAGGUUGCUCAAAAGAUGUUAGAGCCAGUCGAUCCGGGGCCAGGAGGAAGACCGUCUGCUUUAGCAGCAUACAAAGCCGCGGCGGAUAAAUGGAAGAGAGACAGUAUGGAAUUCGCGUGUCGUGCUUACUGUACUUCUAGACAAGAACUCAGUUUAUUGAGCAGAAUGAAACAUCCCAAUGUCAUUGGAUUGGUAGGAGUUUGUACCUUCCCAUUAUCUCUAGUUGUGGAACUAGCACCUCUUGGAGCUUUAAAUCAAUUACUUGCUUCUCAUCGAAAAGCCGGAACUAAACUACUUCUCGGAGUGAUAAAGGAGUCAGCAGUACAAGUUGCACGAGCUCUUGAGUAUCUUCAUUCUGCUCAUAUUAUCUAUAGAGAUCUGAAAUCAGAAAACGUUCUUGGGUGGCGAUUUCCAGCUCCGUUCAGUCCGCAAACUGAUGUUCUUCUGAAGCUAGGAGAUUAUGGAAUAUCAAGAAGUGUAUUGCCAUCUGGAGGUGCAAAAGGAUUCGGUGGAACUGAAGGGUUCAUGGCACCAGAGAUAGUGAGAUUCAAUGGAGAAGAGGAAUACACUCAAAAAGUGGACUGCUUCUCAUUUGGAAUGUUUCUUUACGAACUUCUCACUCUGAAAUUUCCAUUUGAAGGAGAGGAACAUGUGAAAGAAAGAAUGCUCGAUGGAGCACGCCCUGUUCUCCUACCACAUGAACUGCUUCUUCCAACACCAAUGUUAGACUUACUCGUUCACUGUUGGUCUGCCCAUCCAGAGUCUCGUCCAUCUUCUUCUCAGCUUGUCGGCUUCUGCGCUGCCCCAGAGUUCACCCAUCUUCUAGACGUUUGUGAGCUCGGAGAAGCACUCCCACCUAGUCAACUUAUGGCACUUUCGGUAACAGAUGAAAUUGAUGAUCCCGAUGAUUUCGAAGCUCAAAUUUGGCUCAGUGGAAGAGAAAUGCUUGUGAUGGGAUGUACACAAUACGGAUUUGUGGAUCAAAAAUCAAUAGAAUUGCCACACCGAUCAAAAUAUGUCAGUAAAGUUCGAGAUUCGGUUUGGUCAUGCGACGAAUGCGGGCAGGUUACAGUCUAUGGAAUAUCGCUACAUGAAACGGGACAUUUACAGUUGCCGUCGCUGAAUGGAACAUUGAUUCGUGCACCUGAACUUAUCAGCAACGAUGUGCUGGUUUUGAUUUCCGAAAAGCAGAUUGUUCUGUUGAGACUUUCCGAAACUAAUUCUGUUUCCCAUCUCGGAACGUUCGACUCCCCUUACGAUAUUCGCACUGCUACUUUCCUCGAUAAUGGUUCGACUCGUCAAAUAUGGGCGGGACAUUCUGAAGGACGAAUCUCAAUCCAUCAUCUUGCUGCAAAUGACACAUUCAGCUUCUCAUCUAGUCUCUAUCUACCCGAUGACAAGUCUAUCGUUCGCCAAUUAGUCGGUUCAAAAGAUGCUCAAAAAGUAUGGAUUGCAUUAGAAAAAAGUUCCAAAAUUCAAAUGGUUGAAGUAGAGAAACGGCAAGUCACUGGAUCUUUAGAUAUUCGAAAAGUGAUGCCAGGAAGUGAAACGAUUCAUACAAUCGAUAUGGAAAUGGCUAGUCAGAAUUAUGUAACUUGUCUUGAUUUAUUAGAAAGGAAUGAUGGAGAUCAAUUGUAUAUUGGAUCGUCUAAAGGAUUACUUGUGAUUUCUCAUGCGGCCACGCUACAACCUCUAUCUGCGUGUCGUCCAUUUGAAGGUGACAUAACAUCUAUAUGCAUUCUAGAAGAACCGUCUCGCGAAGAAGAAAGUAUUCGCGGAAAAACAACGACUUUAAGCACAGCUUCAUCAGAAAGUGGACUUGGAUGGGUUCGGGAACGAGUCAGUGAAACUGUUGAUAGAUUUCGUUCAAGCCCAGCCACUGUCGAAGCUCAAGGAGCUGCCCUUCUCGUCUGUAUUGGACGUCAAUUCAGAAGUCUUUCUCAUCGAUUUGUUUCUGAACAAAAACUGGCUGACGUCUACUCAAUUGCCGUCUGGCGGACGGAAGAAUGGACUCUGUGA
Molecule: messenger RNA, 6288 nt
Organism: Caenorhabditis remanei
Lineage: Eukaryota; Metazoa; Nematoda; Chromadorea; Rhabditida; Rhabditidae
Exons: 13
Coding region: 1-6288 (2095 amino acids)
Biological process (GO): protein phosphorylation
Molecular function (GO): ATP binding; protein binding; protein kinase activity
Source: RefSeq, a predicted model, not a curated record